Poeciliopsis prolifica (blackstripe livebearer) is the source of this 3195-nucleotide messenger RNA. Its product is annotated as serine/threonine-protein kinase/endoribonuclease IRE1. Bases 152 to 2104 code for a protein of 650 amino acids. NCBI's taxonomy places the organism in Eukaryota, Metazoa, Chordata, Actinopteri, Cyprinodontiformes, Poeciliidae. The record is from RefSeq and is a predicted model, not a curated record. Gene Ontology annotation, cellular component: IRE1-TRAF2-ASK1 complex. The transcript has 6 exons. Gene Ontology annotation, molecular function: protein serine/threonine kinase activity; RNA endonuclease activity; ATP binding. Gene Ontology annotation, biological process: IRE1-mediated unfolded protein response; protein phosphorylation; mRNA processing.
UGCAGGAGAGUAUAAAAGGAGAAGUAUUCAAUGGCUUAAGGAAAGUAAUCAUUUAAACAAAUACAUAACAGGUGCAAUUAGACGUUUACAAAAUAUCCCAAAAGGAUCAGUGAUAAGAGCAGUUGAUACACUAAAUGCAGUUUUCUGCACAAUGGACGACAUACCAAAUGAACAAGCAAAGGCCAUCCUUCCCAAACUGCUGGAUCAGCUUCAUCAAAAAGAGAGACAUACAACAUGGGAAGCUGUUCUGGAACAGCAAGGAGAACUUGAAAUUUGGGGGGUUGUUCUCCCAACAAUUUAUGUGAUAACACAGAAAACAAAGGGCAUCAACAGCUGGGAAUCAAAGGACAUUGAAACACUGACCAAAACAGUCCGUCCUUUUGUAGAUGAGCAGUACACCCCUGAUAUCAGAACCUACACAUAUGGCAUAUUUGCAAACUUGGUCUCAGCUAAGAACUUCCGGCCAGACUUAAUAACCUCAGUACCUGAGGACAUAUUGAUAUAUGCUGACAUCAAAAUGAAUGACAAGCUAAAAGAAGGACUAAAACGUCUGAAAUCUUAUUUAGACAACCCACAGUCUGAAUGUGAUGAAAGCUCUACUGUCACUAAAUCCAAAAAAAAGAAGAAAAAGAAGAAGAAGACAAAGAAAGGAGAAAAACAAGACCCAAGCUGUGGUGACGAUGCAACUGCUUCUGAUGCAGAAAUAACUACUGUACCAAAGUUACUCUCAAAUGUAAGGCCAUUUAAUGACAGUCCAACCAAAGCUUCACCAUUAAGAAAAAGACUUCCAAUCAGCAAAAGGUGGAAUGAAAAGCUUAAAAAACUCGUAACCACUGAUGAAAGCAAAAUGAUAAGAAUAAGUGGCAUUAUUUAUGUAAAUAAUACAGAAUUUAAAAUAGCAAAGGGAAGUGAUGGAACUGAAGUAUUCCUUGGACUGAGAGAUGAUGGCACCGAAGUUGCAAUUAAAAGAAUGUCUAAAAGUAACUAUGAAACUCUGAAGAAUGAGGAAGGAAUCCUUCGACUGCCAGAACUAGAGCAUCACUCUAUUGUACGAUACAUUGAUCAUGCAGAAGAUGAAAAUUUUGGAUAUCUUGCUCUCCAACUUUGCGAGUACACUUUGGAAGAAUAUAUCAGUGCUGGUAAUAUUGAUGCCCUCCAGAGAAAGAAACUUGUCUUAGAACUCCUUGAAAGCUUAAAAGUGCUUCACUGUCAAAAUCCUCAGAUUCUCCACCGUGAUUUAAAGCCACAGAACGUUUUAAUCGAUGUUAUGGGGAAGUCAAGAUUGGCUGAUUUUGGGAUAAGUCGACGCUUACCCAAAGACCAAACAACACACCAAACAAUGGCUGCAGGAACAAAGUGCUGGAAAGCCAGAGAGACUCUAGAGGAGGGGCCCCAUGUGAAAUACAAGUCAACCACUGAUGUACAGGUGGCAGGGAUGCUGAUAUAUUAUAUCCUGUCUGGAGGAAAACACCCUUUCAAUGUCAGUAAACCCUUUCUGCUGGAAUCAAACAUUUAUAAAGGGAAAUACAGUUUGGAUGAUAUUCAGGAUGUUGUAGCAAAAGAUCUCAUUGAAUGGAUGAUCAACAAAGAACAAACAGACAGACCGGGAGUUGAACAAUGCCUGAGUCACCCCUUCUUUUGGCCAUAUGUGAAAAAAGUCGAAUACCUGAAAAAGGUUGGUAACAAAGACGAAGUGGCAAAUUAUAAAAAUGCAGACCAGGAAUUUAAAGACUCGUUUGAAAAGUAUGCAGCUUGUGGAGCCUUCUCACAGUGGAAGGAAAAGUUUCCACAAGAACUGGUUCAAAAGAUGGAUGGCAAGAAAAAAACCUACCCUGAGAACAUUCUGGGAUUGCUGCGUUUCAUACGCAAUAUGCUUGAGCACUAUGCUGAAGAUGCUUCCAAAACUAAUGUCCUUGAAUUAUUUCCUGAUCUAUUUGGAUGCGUCUUCAAGUUCGCUAAAGACAAAGGGUGGAAUCAACAGGUCCCACUGAAUGAAAUGUUUCAGAGUGAAGACUCGCGCAGCAUCUUUGUGAUGCCAUCCCCAAACACUGAGGAGCAGCUGGGGGUUUCAGUUCAGGACUCUCAACCCAGUAACUUGGAUUGAAUUCAAAUUCAGAAAGGCAAAGAAACACAAAGAAAUGACUGAGCCUUAUGCAAGACAUUCAGUUCACAUGUCCAAUCUUUAUACUAAUAUUAUCAAUUCAGUUAUUAUGCCAUGUAACAAUCCAUUACUUGAUUAGCUUUGAACAUGUUUUUACAAACACAAAUGCAUUGGAAGACCUCAUUAACAUGUAAAUGAGGUUUGAUUUUUGUUUUGAGUUUCUUAAAUAAUAGACUAAAUGUUUUUAUGCAUCUGUGAGGACUUUAUAUAUGGUGAUUGCCAGUGUCAUCUCGAUCUGUACUUCAGACUUGUCUGUUGCUGAUUUUUAAUUCAUGCCUUUCUUCUUUCCACAUGAGCUUGAUAAAGCCUUCAUUAUUAUAUCAUUACUGUCCAGAAAUGAGAUAUGUUAAAACCAAAGAUUAUUAUGUUUUAUACGUCAUGUUGUUUAUCUGGGCAUCAACAUUUACUUCUCAUUAUUUGAUUUCUUCAGAAUGCAGAAAUGUUUGUGAUUUCACAAGUUAUAUAUUUUCAAUGCAAUGCUAACUAAAAUAUCUCAUCUACUUUAUUGGAUUUAGUCUAUUUUCUCUAUUUUUAUUUUCAUCAUGAGUCUGCAUAUAGAAAAUUAGAAAAAUAAAGGAACCUUAUUUGAAUAUAUAUUUUUAAGGGAUUCUCUUGUAUUACCUUGUAUUGAUUGUAGGUUCCUAAACUUGUAUGUUUAACAGUUUUGUUUUAAAAAAAAAAAAAAAAACAAUGUUCCAAAAAUGUUGGAUGCUUUUAAAAAGUGUUUCUCUCCUUUUUUUUUUUAUAUAUAUGCCAUUGUUUGCCUUAUGUGAUAAGUUUUCAAAUAAGCUUUACCAUAAACACUUUUGGCUCUGUUUUUUCUAAAACAGCCACAAGUUUUGAGUUUUGCCAUUUUUGAUUGUGUAUUUUAGUUUCAUUUAGAUCUUUCACUUUGCCUUCACUGGGUUGGUUUACUGUUCAACAUCAAAGUGUUUUCAGUAUUUUAGCUUUUUUAUUAUUAUGAAUUAUCUAUAGCUGUUUAGUAUUUUGCUCUUGGACAAUGACAAUAAAUUAUGCUUUUUUCUUGAAAAUUA